AGCCAAUGAGCUUGUAGGGAGCGAGGAUUUAAACCAACACUUUCCUGUUCGUAACCAAACCAAAUUCUCUUUUCAUUACGAGUCUUGAGUUGUUUGCCAGAGCCACGCACAGGUCACAAUGGCUUUUCGGGUAACCAGAAACCGCCUCGCCAACACCCGGACCGAUCUCGGUGGGGUGAAGGGCUGCUCGGCCGUCGGGCCUGGACUGAAACCUCGGGCUGCUCUGGGUGAGAUCGGAAACAUCGGAGUUCACAAAGACAACCUGAAGAAGAACAUCAAGCCAGAGGCUGUGAAGAAGACAAAAGUUGCAGAGAAAAAUGAGAAGGUCAAAGUGCCAAAACCAGCACCGGUUGUGGAGCCUUCACCUGAAAAGCAGGUCAUGCCUGAGGUUCCAAUUUCCCCCACCCCCAUGGAGACAUCUGGCUGUGAGCCUGCUGACCUCUGCCAGGCGUUUUCAGACGUAAUUCUCGACGUCGCCAUCAGGGACGUCGAUGCAGAUGACUACGAUAACCCCAUGCUCUGCAGCGACUACGUGAAGGACAUCUACAAGUAUCUCUGUCAGCUUGAGGUUGAGCAGAACGUCAGACCCAACUACUUGGAAGGUCAGGAGGUUAACGGCAACAUGAGGGCCAUCCUCAUCGACUGGCUGGUGCAGGUGUACCUCAAGUUCCGGCUCCUGCAGGAGACCAUGUACAUGACUGUAGGGAUUAUCGAUCGCUUUCUUCAGGACCACCCAGUCCCCAAGAAGCAGCUGCAGCUGGUCGGCGUGACCGCCAUGUUCCUCGCCUCAAAGUACGAGGAGAUGUACCCGCCGGAGAUCACGGACUUUGCCUACGUGACGGACCGGGCCUACACCACGGUCCAGAUCAGAGAAAUGGAGGAGACCAUCCUGCGUGUGCUGAAGUUCCAGCUGGGCCGUCCUCUGCCCCUGCAGUUCCUCAGGCGGGCCUCAAAGAUCUACGAGGUAACUGCUGAGCAGCACACCCUGGCCAAGUACCUUCUGGAGCUCACCAUGGUGGACUACGAGAUGAUCCACUUCCCGCCGUCUAUGGUGGCCAGCGCUGCUCUGGCGCUCACCCUGAAGGUCCUGGAUGCAGGAGAGUGGGAUGCGACUCUGCAGCACUACAUGAACUACUCAGCAGAGAGUUUGAUUCCUGUUAUGGCACACAUUGCCAAGAAUGUGGUGAAGGUGAACGAGGGGCGGACAAAACACAUGGCUGUCAAAGGUAAAUACUCCACCUCAAAGCAGAUGAAGAUCGCAAGCAUCCCUCAGCUCAAGUCUUCAGUGGUUAAGGACCUUGCAAAGCUGGCUGCUCAGUGAGGACCAUCUCUGGCACAGUGUGCUGACUUGUACAGUGUAAUCUUUAUUUUUUAUAUAUUUUUUUUUUAUAGACUAUGAAAGGCAGCUGGACAUCUUGUGGUUUUAUAGAAAUUUAACCAGCCUGAUCUGUAGCUAUGCUGAAGUUGUGCUCUCAUAUUCCCAAUUAACGCUUCAGCUGGUUAUUCUGAAACUUUAACACCAUGAAUGCAGUUUGUAAAAUCACUGUUUUAUUGACUAAUCAAGAUCUUUCCACUUGGAGCCAGGCUUGUUGCAUGGUUUAUGAUGUCCAGUUGUUUUAUUGGGAUUGCUGUCAUGUGUGGGAGCACAGCUUCCUGUUUGUGAAAUGUACAGUGAUGUUUUAAUUGAUCUUAUGUAAAAUGACUUUUAACUUGAAAUAAAUGGUCUUUGCCAGAAAGAA
Messenger RNA from Fundulus heteroclitus (mummichog), 1739 nucleotides. It is a transcript of the gene ccnb1, whose product is annotated as cyclin B1. The record is from RefSeq and is a predicted model, not a curated record. Gene Ontology annotation, molecular function: cyclin-dependent protein serine/threonine kinase regulator activity. Gene Ontology annotation, biological process: mitotic cell cycle phase transition; mitotic metaphase chromosome alignment; regulation of cyclin-dependent protein serine/threonine kinase activity. The transcript has 9 exons. Gene Ontology annotation, cellular component: nucleus; mitochondrial matrix; cyclin B1-CDK1 complex. Lineage: Eukaryota; Metazoa; Chordata; Actinopteri; Cyprinodontiformes; Fundulidae. The coding region runs from base 119 to 1321 and encodes 400 amino acids.